Paramecium pentaurelia is the source of this 1854-nucleotide messenger RNA. The record is from the annotation of a GenBank genome assembly. Lineage: Eukaryota; Ciliophora; Oligohymenophorea; Peniculida; Parameciidae.
AUGCAAUAAUUUUUGCCUUAGCCUUUGCCUUAACCUGUGCCUUAACCUGUGCCUUAGCCUGUUUAAAAUUUGAGGAGCAUAUCAGAAAUACUAUAAGCAGUUUAAAAAGCUCAUUCAGCAUUAUAAAAUGCAAAUUCAGAUUUUGAAGAGAGAACCAAAAAAUUUAGUGGUCUAACAUCAACGAUGACUGUAAAUUUUGAGUGUACUUUAACAAAAGAAACUAUAAAAUAUGCUGUAUUAAUAAAAAAUUAAUAGAAAAAAGGUUGUUUUAUAUGAAUGUUUUAAAACUUUCAAACAUUAUGAUGGAGUGAUUGAUUUGGAGUAAUUUUUAAAAUUAAACUAUUCCAAACUUGAAUAAUAAUAACAGAAAUAAUUGUCAUGUCCCAUAUGUAAAACUGUGACUAAGUUUGAAAAAAUAGAAGAUGCCUUCUUUCCUCAUGUUAUAAUAAAUGAAUUAAGAGCAAAAGUAUUUAUUAUGUUUUAAGAGAUAGUGUGGAGAAUUUCCAAGAUAAAUAAUGUAUAAUUUUAUAGAUAAAACGUAUUAUCCAUUACAUAAAGGAAAAAUGGGAAUUGCUUAGAAUAGUUAUUUUGAAUAGAUUGGAAAAUUUAUGAAAAAAGAGAUUAAUCCUGCAAAUUAAUUUUAUUAAAUGGUUAAGAGCUUCAAUGUGAAUUGUAGCUUUUUAUUUUAUAAUAAUUGUUCUUUGAGUUCCAUAAAAGUAAUGAUACCAGUUAGAAGUUAAUAAUGCAAACAUUUUGAGGUUUAUGAUUUAACAGCCUUAUUGAUUCAUUUUGAUAAAAAAGAGAAACAAUUUUAAUGCAAAAGACCUGGAUGCAAUUCAAUAAUAAAAGAAGAAGAUUUAUGUUUAGAUCAAGAUUUAUUUAAUAGCUGUUUAAAAUCAUAUAGUUUUAGAUUUUCAUUUAUAUAUAACAAAGAAAAAAGAAAAUUGGAAGAUAUUUUGGAAGAAAAAUAAGAUAUUAAUCUAUUCAAGUUUCGUAAAUUUUAUUAAACUUAAGACUAUUUAAAUUAUUAAUCUAAAAUUUAUAAGAUAGUAGAUUAGAUUUACACAAGUCCUAUUAAUUAAGAUAAGACAGAAGAAUUUUAUAAGAAAUAUUCAGUAGAAAAUAUUAAGAAUUAAAAUUUAGAAUUAAAAUUUUGCUAAUUUACAGAUUAGAGAAUAGAAUUGCCUUGUAGAUGUAUUCGAUGUGAAUAAGUUUAAACUUGUGAUCUGAGAUAUAUGAGUUGUAUUUUGAAUCAAUUUUAAAAUCCUGCUGAUAUUAAAAUUGGUGAUAAAGUCAUAGAUAAAUGUCCUCUUUGUACGACACCUUUCACAAAGAAGGUUAAGCCAAAAGAUAUUCCUAUAUUUGAACAAGUGUAUGUAGAUGUAAAAAUGAUGAAUUUCAUUACUAUAACAACAGGAUUUGCUAAUAUCAAUAAAAAAGACUUCAUAAAUUAUUUAUAAGAUAAAGUGAUUACAAAAGUGAUUUUAAAAAAAGACUAAGAAUCAAUUUUGAAAGGUAAAUAAGCCAUAACAUUUAUAAAAUUGGAAGUAAAAUAAUAUUUGUGAAUAUAGUGUCCUAUAUCAAAAAAGAAGAUUACAAGGCCAAUAAGAGGAAAUAAUUGUACUCAUGCAUAGCCUUAUGAUUUUGCAAUAUUAGAUAUGCAUCAAGAAGGAUCAAUAAAUCUAAAUGAAAGGAAUUGUGAUAUUUGCUAAGCAAAAUUUGAUUAUUUUUCAGAAGAUACUUUUUUGAAGGACCAAUUAGACAUAUUUUAUACUGAAUAAUAAGAAGAAUAUGAGACAGUACGUUUGAAUAUAAUGAAUAAUAAAAUUUCCAUAAAACCAAAAACUUUGUGAU